AUUGCCUUUGGCUUUUCUGUGUUGUCUUCUCCUGUAGGAAACCACCUCUUCCUCUUCCAAUUUCUCCCUCUGUUCUGUUUCGAGUUGUUGAAGAGGGUUCUUUUUUUCGUAAACUGCAGCAGCUGGACUUUUUGCUGAGGAAGAUGGUUCAAAUAAAGGAGUUUCGAAUUGUGAUGCCCAUUUCCUUGGAAGAGUAUCAGGUGGCCCAGAUGUACAUGGUCAUGAAGAUGCAGCGCCAGAACACAUCUGGCAGUGAGGGUGUGGAAGUCUUGGUGAAUAGACCAUUUGAGGAUGAUGUAUAUGGGAAGGGUUGGUACACGUCUAAAGUUUAUCGUUUUCAGAGCAAAGCACCUGCUUGGCUUACAGCUCUUGCGCCCAAAGAUGCUCUUGUCAUGCUAGAAGAAGCAUGGAAUGCAUACCCGAGGUGUAAAACAGGUAUGCAAUUUCCUUAUGUUGAAUUAUGUGUGAUCAAGUGUCCCUAUUUUUCCAAUUUUUCUCUUACUAUUGAAACUGUUCAUAGAGCUGACAGAGGCCAGUCAGAAAAUGUGCAUUGUCUGAGCAAAGAACAACUAGCAGCUAGACAGGUCGAAACCAUUGACAUAGCUUCAGCUGCAACAGAUUACUGGAGUUAUGCCAUUGGAAGUAACACCUUGGACUUGUCCAACUUCAAAUCGAUGAAAACUGCCCGUGGUCCACUUUUGAAUGGAUGGCAGGUCGGUAAUUUAAUUUUAGCUCUCAUUCAAGAGAGGCCAAAUGUGUUCCCUCUUUUUGUGUGUAUUUGUAUUAGCAGAGUUGCCUAAGCACAUGACAUCACUCCUUUUGUUUUUUCCUGAAACUUUGCAAUCUGAUAUCCAUCCCGGCCUCUCUCUUCUACUCCAGCUCCCACCCACCAUCUCAACCCAACUCUGCCUUGCUUCCCUUUGUGCAAAUCCAGUUCUUCAAUAGAUUUCAGUUUGAGGAAACCCCAAAUACAUCUCCCCCCUACACCCCCUCUCCUAAUUCUUUUACACUACUGGUUUCUGACUUCACUUUAUUGUAUGUGAAAGUAUGAGGAAGUGGAAAGCUUCUGCCCUUUAGAAGCAAUUCACCUCUGUGGCAUCCAAAUUCCUUGAGCUUCUAAAUUGAAUGAAUCUGAUAUGUCAGAAAGAAUUUGUUUGUUUCCUCUUAAAUUCUCAUGCAAAUUAACUUUAGACUGUUACAUAUGGCAUAAAUGUUUGCAGGACAGGUGUGAUCCCGUUAUGACUGCAUAUAAAUUGGUGACAGUAGAUGCACCAUACUGGGGCUUUGGUUAUCGACUGGAGCAAGCUUUACUAGCGGGUGAAAGGGCCCUCUUUUUAGAAAGCCAUCGGAAUUGUUUUGGUUGGAUUGAUGAAUGGUUUGGAAUGACAGUAGAACAACUACAUGAACUUGAAAAUGGAAGUGAUUGCUCGGCAAAUGAGAAAAUUUCCAAGCCAGUGUUGCUGACAGAUGCAGAAGAUUAUGACCAAAUAAUUUCCCACAAUAGUGAAGACAUUUGCAGUAAACAGACCAUACCUAAUUCAAAGCAACAGGGAGUUGCAGUUGAUACGUAGCACAAUCAAACCUUCAUCCAGCAGACAUUCUCAGGAUCAUACAUAUGAUCACUUAUAUUGAGAUUCUCAUAUUUCAAGAGAAUUUUUAUAUUAGGAUAUAGAACGAAAUUUCUUAAAGUCAUACUUCUGUUUCACUGAAAGUUGUAUUAUACAUAUCCUGGUAAACAUUCUUAAUCAGAAAAUUAAUCCCUUGUGGUAUAUGUAUCUUUCUUUUUCUCUUUUGAAGUUGAUUCAGGCAGUGUCUACAUGA
Rubroshorea leprosula is the source of this 1821-nucleotide messenger RNA. NCBI's taxonomy places the organism in Eukaryota, Viridiplantae, Streptophyta, Magnoliopsida, Malvales, Dipterocarpaceae. The record is from the annotation of a GenBank genome assembly.